Messenger RNA from Fonsecaea pedrosoi CBS 271.37, 282 nucleotides. RefSeq lists its product as uncharacterized. Lineage: Eukaryota; Fungi; Ascomycota; Eurotiomycetes; Chaetothyriales; Herpotrichiellaceae. The record is from RefSeq and is a predicted model, not a curated record. The transcript has a single exon. The coding region runs from base 1 to 282 and encodes 93 amino acids.
AUGCUUUUGGCCCUGACGCUUGCCAUUUCCCUACUGCAGCUGCACGACACGCCGUGGCUCCACGAGAGCUGGUCAAAGGAAGGAAUCCAGUUUAUGAAGACACCAGGUGCAAAGGGAGAAGGCGUGUCAGCGCUGGACGUUGAUUUCACCAAACCACUGAUCUCCCGCGAGUUUUUUUCCCCUUCGCACGAUUCAGCAAAACACCUGCGGCCUAAGGAGGCCCUCCUCGAGCUUGGGAUCAUGCUUCUCGAACUCUGGCACGAGAAGACAAUUGAGGACUAA